UUGAUCGAACAAGUGAGUUGAAAAUUACGUAGGUGAACUACUUCUUUAACUAGCAUCGUAACAUUAAUGUGUGUAACAGGUGUCUCUUCUUAUAUUUCAUGAUAUCUUCUUUAUUACAGGUAAAAAAUGUCUUUGCUGGUGAUAGUGCACAUCGCUUACCUGAUCAUACCUACAGCUGCCAUUUGCAGUGAAGACCAACACUGCCGAGACUGUGACAGCGACACUGGCAGUUGUCGGACCGAGUGUGACAGUGGUUAUUUCGACCUGAAAUGUAAGACUCCUUGUAGCAGCAACUGUAGAAAUAGGAAAUGUAAAUCCUUGAGCGGUGGCACAGAAGUAUGCACAGACGGUUGUGUCCCAGGUUAUCAGGGCGAGAGGUGCAACAUACCAUGUGACAGUCCAGGAGGUAACUGUACAGCUUGUGUUGGCGGUUGUGAUGGAACAUUUUGCGAGGUGAGUUCAACCUGUGUGUCAGGAUGCAGUGGUUCCUACUAUGGCUCUGACUGUAAGCAUUGUUCAAGUAGAUGUAAGACGUGCAAUGGCUAUACAGGGAUGUGUGAGGAGUGUUUUCCACAAUAUUUUGGGACGAACUGCGAGUAUUUAUGUGAACACUGUAGGGACACGUGUCAAUUCGGAUGUCUGCGUGGCUGUAUACCUGGGUUUUAUGGUGCUGCCUGUGAGAAGGAAUGCAGUACAAACUGUGGAUAUAGUCCAGUGAUGCUGGACAAUAUCACUGCAGAUACACGACCUGUACUUAAUGACACAGUGGAAUGCAAUCAGUACAGUGGUGAUUGUCUUCAUGGAUGUGUAGAUGGCUGGCUUGGGUCACAGUGCUCCUCACGGUGUAAUAUUAACUGUAGGAAUGGGAGAUGCAAAGAUACAGGCGACUGUGUAGAUGGGUGUGUGGAUGGCUGGUUUGGUCCACACUGCUCCUCACAGUGUAACGGUAACUGUAGGAAUGGGAGAUGCAAAGAUACAGGCGACUGUGUAGAUGGGUGUGCAUCUCAUCAUUUUGGAAGAAACUGUAUACCAUGCCCUGACAACUGUAUCAACCACACAUGUCAUACAAGCUAUGGAACUUGUGUUCAUGGAUGUACUACUGGAUUCUAUGGACAAUCGUGUAAUAACACGUGUGAUUUCUGUCUUGGUGGAGAGUGUGACCAGAUGACAGGAAUGUGUUUCAAAGGCUGCAACACAACCGGACACAAAUGCACACCUAUCUGCAGGAACAACUGCACUGUGGACGAUUGCCGGUCAUGUCAGGAUGAGAAUGGGAUGAACACGGCAUUCGGACUGUGGACGGGGCUUACAGCUGUAGUCAUUGUGAUUGUGAUGCUAGCAUGCCUGUGUUCCAUCAAACGUUGGAGAACUAAAAGAGCUCAACAAUCGGCAACUGUUCAACCCAACGACGAAGGCGUUCAGGGUGAUAUAUAUUCUGUAGAAUACCAGGCCAUCAACAGAUAUUGGCAGAUCAGAGAUGAAGAUAUAGGCACAUCCUGUGUGCCACCAGCUAUGAAGCAAGAGGAAUGUGGGCAAAGACUCUCCAUGCCAGUGUUGGCAGAAUGUUUUUCUACAACAGGUGGUGGAACAUACAGUGAUGCUUCCGAGAGUUCUGCUGGAGACACACAGUCCUACACUCAUAUAUCACAGGAUGUUGCAGGCAGUGGUGCAACCCAGAGUUCUGCAGGUGACACACAGUCCUACACUCAUAUAUCACAGGAUGUUGCAGGCAGUGGUGUAAUCCAGCGUUCUGCCGGAGAUAACCAGCCCUCCACUCAUAUAUCACAGGAUGUUGCAGACAGUGGUGCAACCCAGCGUUCUGCCGGAGAUAACCAGCCCUCCACUCAUAUAUCACAGGAUGUUGCAGACAGUGGUGCAACCCAGAGUUCUGCUGGAGACACACAGUCCUACACUUAUAUGUCACAGGAUGUUGCAGACAGUGGUGCAACCCAGCGUUCUGCCGGAGAUAACCAGCCCUCCACUCAUAUAUCACAGGAUGUUGCAGGCAGUGGUGCAACCCAGCGUUCUGCCGGAGAUAACCAGCCCUCCACUCAUAUAUCACAGGAUGUUGCAGGCAGUGGUGCAACCCAGCGUUCUGCCGGAGAUAACCAGUCCUCCACUCAUAUGCCACAGAAUGUUUCAGACGGCGAAUCAUCCCAGAGUUCUGCCGGAGAUGCCCGUUCCUACACGCAUAUGUCACGGGCCAUGGCAGAUUCUGAUUCGUCCCACAGUUCUGCAAGUGAUGCUCAGUCCUACACCCGACUCUUGCGUGAUGUUUUUGUUGAUGAUCCCAAGACAGUUGUGAGCUAUAUAUCACCCGUUCAUAAAUAAAUACAUAUGUAUUUUGUAA
Haliotis rufescens (red abalone) is the source of this 2350-nucleotide messenger RNA. RefSeq names its product multiple epidermal growth factor-like domains protein 10. The transcript has 4 exons. Lineage: Eukaryota; Metazoa; Mollusca; Gastropoda; Lepetellida; Haliotidae. The coding region runs from base 127 to 2331 and encodes 734 amino acids. The record is from RefSeq and is a predicted model, not a curated record.